AACAGCGCCAUCUAUUACUAGUUGGUUUAAGCUUGUAGUGUAAAGUCAACUGAUGAGUUAGACACGACGCCGUCCUACGACAUAAAUCAGCCUUACAAGUAUUUAUGUUAUAUGCCGUAAGAUGGCAUGAAACAGUAUAUACAACAGCAAUAGAUAUUAUCAUUGUCUGAAUUAAAAAACAAAACCUAUAUUUAUUCAUAUUUAUAUUACAUAUUUUAUAUUAAAUUUACAUUCUAUGCUACAUAUUUAUUUUCUGAAUGGAAUACACAUCAUACUACAAAUGGAACUUCCAAAUUACCAUUUCGUUUCCGGACUGAAUAAACAAAUAAAUAUAAGACAAUUGAACUUAUUUGUCACACAAAGUAUUGAUAGCGGACACUAUAUAACAUUUUGUAUAGAUUAGAUAUUUUGUUCAUUUAUACGUAUUUUUACAAGGCGUUUAUUUUAAUAUAAUACUUGAGCGUUGAAAGAUGUCUUGCGGAAAGCGUCCUCUGGUGAAGAUGUGGGACAAACCUCGAGAGAUCCGGGUCAUCAAACCAUCUCGCUUUGAACAGAAUGAAGCCUCCGUCAAGCUACACUGGAAGAACGUCCUCCGACAGCUGGAGCUGUCGUAUAAAGACGAAGCCUUUUGGGAUUCUCAAAGUGAAAUGGUGAAGGAACUGGUCGGUCCCAAAAUGUUCCGACGCAUCGUCAAGAUAUUCAACUUGCGACUCGAUGAGAAGCCUUACGAGCCUCUUUCGGAGUCUAUGUCUCUGGAACCUUCUGAAAUGUUCUACGCAGCCAUGGAAGGCGGCGAGGGGCCGAUGGGUCCUUCGUAUUCGGCGAGCGACUUCGAUGGCGAUAUGUAUGACGAUAUGGAUGAAGAGGAAGACGAGACCGGUCUGCGAGACCAGUCGGAGCUGUGGACCGUCUCCUCGAUUUCCACGAACGAACCCAGGAAACUGUCCCGUUCAAAAUCUGUACUGAGAUCUAAAUCUUUUAGCGCCAAGUCGAUAAGUAAGUCUCUAAGUAGAGUUUCUCGCACAAGAAGUAAGUCCAUUUCGAGACAUUCCAGGCUUUUUAAGUCAACUUAUUCGAUGGCCGACGAGCCUGCAUCCUCGGCGGACGACUUGAAAGUCCACGUCAGUGAGGUAACAGUGAGACAAGGCUCACUACGCCGGAGAGGGAAAAAUCCCCACUUUGACAUGCUUUACUGCAAUAAAUCGGAAACGGAUAUGAUAAAGUGGAAGUCGAAAUAUAAACAAAAAACCUUCGAAGUUUCCGCCUCGGACGAGUUCAGUAAGAAGGCGGAGAUAAUGACUAAAAAAAUCGCUAAAGAUUUCUACGACUGGUGGGUCGACCUCGGCAACUUGGAAUUCAAGAGUGAAAUCAAACGACCUGAAGACAUCGAAGACCUGUUUCAAGUCUGGUUUGACGAGCACGCAUCCCGGGGCCUCAUCCUCGAUCCCAAGAUACUGCCUUGUGUACUUCCGAGUAUAGCUGCCAGCGUUGGAGUCAAGAAGGCAUCUUGUCCGAGUGUAUUGAAGCGACAGAUCACAUUCGACAUCGCGGCCGAGAGAAGCGCCGCCGCUGAGAAGAGGUUGAGGACCAAGGGAGUGGUGAGAGCCAAGGAGCAGCUGGGAGCGGCGGAGACCACGUGGCAGCCGAUCAAGAUACCAGAGGACCUGAAGAGUAUGGCUUGUGUAUGGGAUGAAGUACAGCAUCUCACUUCAACGAAGGCGUUCCACCAAUGGUUGCAAAAGCGACCGCACCUGGCGAUGCCGCCUUACCUGAAGUCUUUGGAGAGCCCCGGCGACAAGAAACAACUGUUUGUUGUACCCUCCGACUACAUCCUCAAAGAAAAAUCUUCGGCCGCCUCCGUCCAAGACUUGGCUCUGCCGGUUUCAGAAUUCUCGUUGGAAUUAAAAGAAGUUCUCAGCAAGCUUCUCAAUGAUUAACAUUUUAAUUGUUCAACGUGGGUAUUUUUACAAGAAACUACAAUAAAUUUUAUGUACAAAU
Danaus plexippus (monarch butterfly) is the source of this 1998-nucleotide messenger RNA. RefSeq lists its product as uncharacterized. NCBI's taxonomy places the organism in Eukaryota, Metazoa, Arthropoda, Insecta, Lepidoptera, Nymphalidae. The record is from RefSeq and is a predicted model, not a curated record. The transcript has 8 exons. The coding region runs from base 471 to 1937 and encodes 488 amino acids.